AAUAAUUUUAAGGAUUGCUGUCGACUGGACUGUUAAACUUGGGUGUAUAAAAAACCGGGUUCAUUUCGGUUAUGUCGAAAUUUCUGUUAUGAGAACAGGGGCAAGACGAAUUUCAAGUUCGAAAAGUGAGAGUGUGUAGCGUGGUAGUGAAAAAGUGUGAGUGUGUAGCAACUUGAAAAUAAUUUCUUGAACGUGUAACGGCUGGAUUAGUUUCUAUGAUAAUUAUUUAAAUGUAUUCGAGUUUCAGUUGAGUCGUAACUUGUAGGUCUUUUUAUUUCGAUAUGGAUAUCGAUAUCAAAAAAUCAAAAGUCGACUUUCUCGUCACUAUUGUAAAAUAGUACACCGGCUGUAUACUGAAAAUUGAACUAUUUGUUGAUACAUAUAAUUAUUUGGAAACUAUAUUAUUGAAAGUGGUAAAAUUGCAAUAAAUAACUCUUAAAUUUUUAUUAAAGUUGUGAAGGAAGAAAAUAAGCAAAAUGAUAAGCGACGUGCAAUUGGCUAUAUUUUCCAAUGUUUUGGGUGUUUUCCUAUUCCUUUUAGUGGUAGCUUACCAUUAUAUCUCGGCCAAUUCUAACAAUAUAGCAAAGACAAAAUAAAAAUAUGCUGCAUUAAACAAACAAUUCCAUUAUAUUUAUUAAAAUAAAAAUUUAAACACAAAAUAAAUGAGUCAAUUGUAAA
Zeugodacus cucurbitae (melon fly) is the source of this 678-nucleotide messenger RNA. Its product is annotated as dolichyl-diphosphooligosaccharide--protein glycosyltransferase subunit 4. Lineage: Eukaryota; Metazoa; Arthropoda; Insecta; Diptera; Tephritidae. The record is from RefSeq and is a predicted model, not a curated record. Bases 477 to 596 code for a protein of 39 amino acids. The transcript has 3 exons. Gene Ontology annotation, cellular component: oligosaccharyltransferase complex.